Molecule: messenger RNA, 3114 nt
Organism: Carassius auratus (goldfish)
Lineage: Eukaryota; Metazoa; Chordata; Actinopteri; Cypriniformes; Cyprinidae
Product: inactive carboxypeptidase-like protein X2
Exons: 15
Coding region: 814-2985 (723 amino acids)
Biological process (GO): proteolysis
Molecular function (GO): metallocarboxypeptidase activity; zinc ion binding
Source: RefSeq, a predicted model, not a curated record
UCUGAGUAUGGGUCAGCAUUUACAGUCUUGCUCGUGUCACGUCACUUAUUGCUAUCUUUCUCAUUACAUGAUUCAUUUAUCUGAUGCUUUUAUCCAAAGUGCUGUCUGUGUCAGAGGGUCGCACGGCUCUGGAGCAACUAGGGGUUAAGUGUCUUGCUCAGGGAGCAUCUUUUUAUUAUGAUUUAUGAAUCAGGUGACUGUAUCAUUCAAUCAUUGAGAAGGAUUUCAGACACUGGGUUCAAUCACCUCGACUAGAUAAAACCCAGAGUUUAUCGAUCAUCUGAUUCUGCAGCUCAGGAGUCUCCAGAUCCGAUCUUUCAGAGCUUCAUUCACAGAUGAUGUGCAGGGUUAGUGUCAUCACUGGUUUAUGAAGAAGCUGAAUGACAUUUAACUACUUUGUGUCUGUUUUUCUGAGUUCCAGUGUGUUAGGGUUAGUUCUCCGAGGAACGUCUCUGGAGGAAGAGCUCAGGCUCAAGAAAGCGUCUCCUGUGAUGAUCUCUUGAUCUUGGCCACUCGUCAGAGUCUCAGGGUCUUUUAAGGAGAUGAAAUAAUGAACAGCUGAUUAAAAGUCUAAUAUGAUGUGGAGUGAAACUUGAAGCGUUCAGGCAGACAGAUGUUCUCCCCGAGGCGUUCUCCAGCGUUCCUCUGGGUUCCUGCAGCUUCAGGCUUUGGUUUGAGGAAUGUGUGAAGGAUUUCAGAAGCGCUGCUGGUAUCUGAGACUCUUCGGAUCAAUCCAGUGAAAACACAGCUUUCGUUCACACAAACACUGAGACAGCAGAGUUUCCUGCAGCGAGUGAAUGGGUCCAGGAUCAGAUGAUGUGGCUCCGGACUCUCCUGCUGCUCGGCCUCGUGGGACGUCUGCUGGACGAGUGUUCUGGACAUUCCUCUGAGGAUGAGGAUUAUUACAUGCAGGAGCUCUUGAGUCGGGAACAUUACCAGCGCGUCUCUGAGAACGGAGCCGCUCCCACACCAGCCACUGGGAAGCAGCCCAAAACCAGGUCAGCUGCUUCCAAACCAGCAGGCGGAUCUGAUUCAGCACCAGUGAAAAGUGGAAGCAAAAAGAGUGAGAAGAACAAGAAAGCAGUGAAAGGCAGCAGUGGCGGGGACGCUCUGAUCUCUGAGAGCAGCGACUGUCCUCCGCUGGGUCUGGAGACGCUGAAGAUCGAUGACUUUCAGCUCCACGCCUCCAGCAUGAGACACUACGGUCUGGGGCCGCACAGGGGUCGGCUCAACAUCCAGGGCGGUCUGUACGAGGAUGACCUGUUUGACGGUGGCUGGUGUGCAGGACGGAAUGAUCCACUGCAGUGGUUCGAGGUGGAUGCUCGCAGACUCAUGAAGUUCACCGGUGUCGUGACUCAGGGACGGAGCUCACUCUGGUCGAGUGAUUGGGUGAGCUCGUAUAAAGUUCUGCUCAGUAAUGACUCUCACAGCUGGGUGACGCUGAAGAACGGCUCCAGAGAUCUGAUCUUCAGCGCGAAUCGAGAAAAGGAGAUUCCUGUUCUCAAUGUCUUCCCCAAACCCGUGGUGGCCCGUUACAUCCGCAUCAACCCACGCUCCUGGUACGCCAGCGGCGGCAUCUGCAUGCGUGUGGAGAUCAUGGGCUGCCCGAUGCCAGAUCCAAACAAUUAUUAUCGGCGACGAAAUGAAGUGACCACGACAGACAACCUGGACUUCAGACACCACAGUUAUAAGGAGAUGAGACAGCUGAUGAAGGUGGUGAAUGAAAUGUGUCCAAACAUCACACGCAUCUACAACAUCGGCAAGAGCUACAACGGACAGAAGCUCUACGCCAUCGAGAUCUCAGACAACCCUGGAGAACAUGAGCUCGGUGAGCCAGAGUUCCGCUACACGGCUGGUUCCCACGGUAACGAGGUCCUGGGCCGCGAGCUGCUGCUGCUGCUCAUGCAGUUCAUGUGUCAGGAGUAUCUGAGCGGAAACACACGCAUCCGGCGGCUCGUGGACCAGACACGCAUCCACCUGCUGCCCUCCAUCAACCCCGACGGCUACGAGAAGGCCUCCGAAAUGGGUUCGGAGCUCAGCGGCUGGUCUCUGGGCCGCUGGAGUCAGGACGGUCUGGACAUCCAUCACAACUUCCCUGACCUCAACUCGGUUCUCUGGGAAGCAGAAGCCCGGAAAUGGGUCCCGCGCAAAUUCCACAACCACCACGUGCCCGUCCCGGACUGGUACCGCUCCACAAACGCCACCGUGGCGGUGGAGACACGUGCUCUGGUGUCAUGGAUGGAGAAGAUCCCGUUUGUGUUGGGAGGAAACCUACAGGGUGGAGAGCUGGUGGUGACGUUCCCGUUUGACCGCACGCGCUCAGUGACGGUGCUCCGCGAGGCCACGCCCACCGCUGAUGACCACGUGUUCCGCUGGCUGGCCUUCUCCUACGCCUCCACUCACCGGCUCAUGACCCACGCCAGCCGCAGGGUCUGCCACACCGACGACUUCGCCAAGGAGGACGGCACCAUCAACGGAGCCUCGUGGCACACGGCUGCAGGAAGUAUGAAUGACUUCAGUUACCUGCACACCAACUGCUUCGAGCUCUCCAUGUACGUGGGCUGUGAUAAAUUCCCACACGAGACCGAACUACCGGAGGAGUGGGAGAACAACCGUGAAUCACUGCUCGUCUUCAUGGAGCAGGUGCAUCGUGGGAUCAAAGGUGUUGUCAGGGAUGUUCAGGGCAAAGGCAUCGCUAACGCCAUCAUCGCUGUGGAGGGAAUCAAUCACGACAUACGCACAGCGUCUGACGGUGAUUACUGGCGUCUGCUGAACCCCGGAGAGUAUCGUGUGAUGGUCCGCGCCGAGGGCUUCAGCGUCAGCAGCAAGGUUUGCACGGUGGGAUACGACAUCGGAGCCAGCAGGUGCGACUUUGUGCUCGGCCGCUCCAACCUGUCACGCAUCAAAGAGAUCAUGCAGAAGUACAACAAACAGCCAAUCAGCACGAGACAGAGACUGAGACAGCGCCGCCUACUGGACACAUAGAGAGGGGGGUGUGUGUGUGUGUGUGUGUGUGUGUGUGUGAGAGAGACAGAGAGAGUGUGUGUGUGUGUGUGUGUGUUUAAGAGAGAGAGAGAGAGAGAGAGAGAGAGAGUGUCUCUGUGUGUGUGUGUG